CUUGGGUCCAUGGUGAUGAAUUGAAUUCGCAAAAUAUGGCUGACACCAAAUUAUCAGACACCCCAAAGAAGCAGCAGCAGCAGCACCAACCGCAACCAUCCCAACCUCCUCAGCCCUCCUCUUCUCCCGCCUUGGAUCCACUCGACGAUUCCGCGGAGACCCGACAGCAGCCUCCUCCGCACCAUCAACACCAGCCCCCGCCUCCCCCCGCAGCGGUUGUGGUCACCGGAUCACCGUUCAUCUCCGCCCCGCUCUUCAUCCCGGCUAUCGGGGCAGGCGGUGCGGCAGGUGCGUACGAGCAGUUCGAAGCGGUGAAUCCAAAGAGGCCGAGGUUCGGCCAGUGGAAGCUGCUGACUUCACCGACUCAUCACCAGCUGCCCACCAAGCAGGCAACCCAGAUGGCCGGUCUGCCCUCCGAGUCGAGCCCUUCCCCGACCCAUAACAUCCCGCAGGCCCAUGUCACCACCGCUUCCUCCUCUGACACGGCCUCGUCUCCCACCACCCACUCUCCCAUCCCCGGCGGGGGUACUGGACAUGAGACCAGCAAGCCCGAGGGUGGCGCCGGAGAGCAGCCAGGCUUCCACCACCAACACCAUCAUCCCCAGUUCCGCAAGGGCAAGUACGUUAGCCCCGUGUGGAAGCCCAACGAGAUGUUGUGGUUAGCUAGGGCUUGGAGGAUGCAGUAUCAAGGUGGGUCGGCAGAAUCUGACCCCGCCGGCCAAGUCGGCGUCGGCGGAGAUGCGGCUGCGGGGCCUCCUGGGAGGGGGAAGACGAGAGCUGAGAAGGACCGGGAAGUGGCGGAGUUUCUGAACAGGCAUGGAGUCAACCGAGACGCGAAGACUGCGGGCACCAAGUGGGACAACAUGCUCGGCGAGUUCCGGAAGGUGUACGAGUGGGAGAGGGGCGGGGAGAGAGAGCAAGUUGGGAAGAGCUACUUCAGGCUCUCUCCUUAUGAGAGGAAAAUCCAUCGGUUGCCCGCUUCUUUUGACGAGGAGGUCUUUGAGGAGCUCUCCCAAUUCAUGGGGCCCCGAAUGCGAAACCCACAGAGCAGAGUCUCCAGCAGCAUUGCCGGUGCCGGAGAUGAGGGACGUGCAGCAGCUGGUCUCAGUGGCGCCACCAGUAGGGUUCCUCUGCCGCCUUCUUUCAAGGACGAUGAACUACCUCUCACAGCAAGAGCAAAACAACUAGCCGUGACGGCUGGAAUGGAAACAUUCUUCCCCGGGAGUGGUAGAGGUAGCCUAUUGCUAGGGUAUGAACCCGCUUCAUCCCUACUAGACGUCAUUGGCCCGUCAUUGGCAUCGAGCAAGGAACUCCGUAGGAUUGGGAAGGUGAGGAUGACAUGGGAGGAAUCAGUGAGCCUGUGGGCGGAGGAAGGCGAGCACCACCGUGGUAGAGUGAAGCUCCAAGGGUCCAUGAGCUUUCUCAAUGCAGACGAGCUGACCUACUUCGAUGAAGCCACGGUGGCUUGCCCUAUGGAGGCCUUUGAGGAUGGGCCUUUCAGGGGGUUCUCCGUUGAUCGGUUUGUCCCGGGUCAGCAGGUCAAAGUCUUCGGCAGGAGAAAAUCGUCUUCUUUAGCUUCUGCUUCAGGUUUCCCAGAAAGGGUGCAGCUUCCCUCAGCGGAACCCUCAGUAAGAUCGGUUCCUCCAUGGGAGUUCCAGGACCCUACUGACUACUAUGUGGGCUGCUUGAGGGUCCCGCCCCCUACCCUCCCAAGCCUGUUUGAGCUCUCGUGGUACCUCCAGGAGCCGCCGCCUGAGGAGCUUCGAUUUCCUCUACGAAGAGAUGUCUAUCGAGACCUGCCUCAAGGCAAAGAAACCUUCUUCAUCACUUCCCAUGAGCCAUUGGACUGUCGAGCCUUCACAUUCGACAUACUAAGCCCUAUCAUCCGCAACGACCCUGGAAUAAGCAUUCCCACUGCCUCGAGCCGAGACUCAUUUAUCGGGCUAUGGGAUGAUUGCAUCAAUCGGGUUGUAUCCAAGUUCUGCCCCAUUGAGAUUGUUAUGAUCCGCAAGCCGUCAAGCUUGAUUUCCGAGACACUGCAAGACCAAUGGCCCAACGUGACAGGAUUCUUGCGAAACUUCUGUUUGUGGAGAGGGGAGGAGACGGAUCAACUUAGGGAUAGCUACAUCGAGCCAUCUACAUCAAUCAUUGGAAAGUUGUUAUGGACUUUCGCGGAUCUUCCCUACAUUUUGGGCUACUAUGCAGUGGCGUACAUGGUGACAUUCUGCGCAUUGAGCCGAUCACAGGAUCGCAUCAUUAGAACUGACCUAUACUCCCUCGAUCUCACCUUGCCAUCUGAUAGGAUGAAGGCACUAAUCCCAUGCUAUCGUAUAGCUGGCCUACUAGCCCUGCUAGGCGAUCGCUGCUUCAACAAUAUGGCAAGUUACAAGCUCUCCCCUUAUAGCGAUUUUGAGAGGAUUGACUUGGGUAACGGGAACAUCAUCGAGAUGACACCCAACACUGUCACGAGAGUAUUCACAUCAAAGCGGAAGUGGGCUGCAGUUAAGGAAAUAUACGACUUCCUCAACCAGCGAGUGCCACAUGCAGAGUUCAUAGUCCAAUCAUCAGAGAAGGAUCUAGCUCACGUGUUCAAGCCGAGAGGGAUCAAGUCUAAGCCUGUGAGCUUUGAGCAGCUAGUGGAGGCCCUAAUGUACGUGACAAAGGCACUGGUGGCGCUCCAUGACUUGUGCUUUAUGCACCGGGACUUAAGUUGGGAUAAGGUGGUGAGGCGGGUUGACAAUGAGGGUGAGUGGGUGGUCUGUGGGUUCGACGAGGCAGUGGCAUCCCCACAGAUAUACCCUCGUGGGGGGGAGCUGGUGGCUCGCGGAGCACACGCACCUGAGAUGGGGCGAGGCCUGCACAAUGUGAAGGUGGACGUAUGGGGAGUUGGGUACCUAGUGAAGACGUGUGGGCUGGAUGGCGGGGUCCCGAAGCUGCUGAGGGAGCUUCAGAAUCGGUGCUUGGACCUUAAUCCUGAGCAUCGUCCCACUGCUGCUGACUGCUACCACCAUCUCCUCCAGUUGCAGUCAGCUUUCCACACGACGGCGGCACCUAGUGGUGUAGGGGGCAGCAGUGGCGGUGGAACAUACUGAUGAUAAGAUGGAUGCAACGGUCUGGAAGAUUUUGCCUUGACUAGCUAUACUUGGGCUUUAGCUCUGCCCUAGCUAGCUUCCUAAUCGAGAAGCGAAACGGUGAUAAAUUCUUUAGGGCUUUUCUACUACUUAUCUCAAAGGCUGAAGGAUCAACACACUCAACUCGCCAUAUCUGCACAUAAAUAGCCGGAAGGCGGAAGGUAUAUAUAUAUAUGUUACUACUCUUUAUGAGUUUCUGUCGAGAGUAAAUCAUCAUGCAGGUAACACACAGAAGAUGUGCUUCCAACUUAUUUAGGAAAUUAAUUUGCUUUGUUACUGGGCAGUAUUGUUCAAAAUUAAUUGUUUUAGGUCACUUUGGAGGCUUUUGGAUGAUAGAAAGUAAAUUUCAUUUGCAUGUUUGGUGGAGUUAAGAGUUUUAACCAAUUUUGGCUUCAAAUGUACGAGGAUGGAAAUUUUUUUGUGGAUCUAUUGUGUUUUUCGGAUAAAAGUAGAGCUAGAUGCAUCUAAUUUUUUAGUGAGAUCAUAGGUGUCAAAUUUAUAAAUUGAGAUUAAUUUUUA
This is a messenger RNA of Punica granatum (pomegranate), 3650 nucleotides long. NCBI's taxonomy places the organism in Eukaryota, Viridiplantae, Streptophyta, Magnoliopsida, Myrtales, Lythraceae. The record is from RefSeq and is a predicted model, not a curated record.